AUGGGUCAGACCCAAGAUACAGAGGACUUAGAACCCAGCCUGUCAAGAUUGGCAGUCUCUGGGCUCCAUAACUCCGCAGAGGAGAAGGAGGCGUUCCACGAUUGCCUAGAAGCAAGCGAACUCGAGACUAGAGAUAAUACGGCGACGCUACCUCCGCCGCCUCAAUUUGGCAUAACGGUUGACCACCCCCCCACUAUAAUUCAAUCACCGAUGUUAGCAGUUAGAGAGACGUCACCAGCACUAUCAGGAGUGUCAGGAGUGUCAGGAGUAUCAGGAGUAUCAGCAGUAUCGGGAUCUGUCAUGUUAGGAUCUACAAACAGCCUGCUCGAUAAAACAAUACACCGAAAUGUGUCAUUUAUCAGAGGUUCUAGGACCUCUGUGGCGUACAAAGAACACAAUCCGCCUGCAAUUCUACGGCAAACGGACAGCACGGGCGACGAUGAUCCCACGACACCCCUGGCUCAGCCCGCGACCCUCCGACCCACCACCUCUGCCUCCAGCGAGAAGAAAGACGGCGAGCCUAAAGCUAAAAGCAAGGUAUCAAAGGAUAAGAGAGAUGAAUUGCAUAUUCUUAUCGGUGUCACUGGCUCCGUUGCGACUAUUAAGGUUGGUCCAAUCAUCCACAAGCUCAAACAGAUUUACCGGGAGCGAGCGAUUAUUCAACUGGUGGCCACCAAAUCAUCAUGUGUCUUCUUCAAGCCUACAGACGUGCCGCGUGACGUCAAGAUUUGGUACGACGAGGACGAAUGGGACUCCCGGGACGGCAAAGUCGACAGCCAACUCCAUAUGGAGCUGAGACGAUGGGCAGAUAUCCUGCUAGUAGCACCGUGCUCAGCAAACACGCUCGCCAAACUGACCUACGGCAUUUGUGAUAAUUUAUUAACUUCAGUCUUUCGAGUGUGGAACCCUGCAGUACCUCUACUGGUUGCCCCGGCCAUGAACACCCACAUGUACACAAACCCGGUGACGAAACGACAUUUCAAGGUUCUGAAGGAUCUCUAUCAAUUCGUUGAAAUCCUGAAACCAGUCGAAAAAGUGCUCGUCUGCGGAGACAUCGGCAUGGGAGGCAUGCGCGAGUGGACGGAUAUCGUCCAGAUCCUCUCCAAAAGGCUAGGGGUUGCUCCAGACGACGACAUUGACGAUAGAGAUGACUGA
Messenger RNA from Wickerhamiella sorbophila, 1155 nucleotides. Its product is annotated as Coenzyme A biosynthesis protein 3. Gene Ontology annotation, biological process: coenzyme A biosynthetic process. The record is from RefSeq and is a predicted model, not a curated record. The coding region runs from base 1 to 1155 and encodes 384 amino acids. NCBI's taxonomy places the organism in Eukaryota, Fungi, Ascomycota, Dipodascomycetes, Dipodascales, Trichomonascaceae. Gene Ontology annotation, molecular function: FMN binding; phosphopantothenoylcysteine decarboxylase activity. The transcript has a single exon. Gene Ontology annotation, cellular component: phosphopantothenoylcysteine decarboxylase complex.